Messenger RNA from Neohortaea acidophila, 637 nucleotides. RefSeq lists its product as uncharacterized. The record is from RefSeq and is a predicted model, not a curated record. The transcript has a single exon. Bases 168 to 497 code for a protein of 109 amino acids. NCBI's taxonomy places the organism in Eukaryota, Fungi, Ascomycota, Dothideomycetes, Mycosphaerellales, Teratosphaeriaceae.
AGCAGGGCCUUGUUCCCACCCGCCCUAACCCAGCGAAAAUCAUUGGCUCGAGUUGCCCCGACUCGACUCGCGGGUAGUUAGUAGGCGGGCAGGCGUGGGCCAACGUGGGCGCAUGGGGCAAUUGCGCAACCAACACGAGGUACUCCCGCAAGAAUAAGCGCGCAGGCAUGAAGUGGUGGAGCCGGGCAUGGAUUGCUGGCCUGGUUUUCUCGUCAAGGACUGCCCAACUCGGGAGCAGGAAACCGGUUGACGUUGGCCAGCUUUGGAAAACCAAGUUGUGGCUGAUCGAGCCGGAUCGGGAAGGCGAGCCACAGCUGCCUGGCAAGCGGUUGCAUCACCUCACUCAUAAAACUUGGACAUCUUUUGAUGGAUUAUAUUGUCCCGCGGAAUGUGCGGCGUUUCUUACGUCAAGGUUGUGGUUGAUGGCGACGAGAACGGAGAUGCGCCCGUAUUCGAUCGGAGAUGACGCAGGCCGGGCGUGUGUCGCGCAUAGAUGAAUCGUUCGCACGCUUUUCCCGACUGUGGCGCUGGGAUUUACGGCACGCAUGAGGGAGGUGGGAAGUUGGCCACGCCUGCUCCACCGGCAGCAUCACACCUUGGCUUCCCUCAUCCUGGUCCUCCCUUGCAAGCGAUGGAG